AUGCUGCCAGAACAGGAUCCCGGUCUUUCCGGAUUGCCUGUCGCUGCACCGGUUGUUCGCGCAAAUCAGCCAACAGGACGGCAGCAGAAACCAAGUGCAGGAGUUCAGCCUGGUGAAGGGGAUCAAGGACAAGAGCAGGAGGAGCCUCCUCCAGUGUCGCCCGUCAAUGCGCCAGAUGUCAAUGUGAAUCAGCCAAUUGGACAGCAGCAGCAACCAAGUGCAGGAGCGCAGCCUGUUGGAGUGGAUGAAGAAGAAGAACAGGGGAAGGCUCCCGCAGCGUCGCCCGUCACUGCGCCAGCUGUCGGCGCUAAUCGCCAAAUUGGGCAGCAGCAAGAGCAGGCUAGUGGUGGAGGGGUGCAGCCUGGUGCUGGAGUGCAAGGGCAGCAGUCACUGGGAUUUGGUGCACAGCCAUUAGUGGACAAUACUCCUUUUGAUAGUGGGAGUUCAAGAGUUUUCUUUGGGUUUGGCUAUGUAUAUGCUCUUGCUUCGUUUUGGUUUAAUUUGGUCUGA
Molecule: messenger RNA, 510 nt
Organism: Asparagus officinalis (garden asparagus)
Lineage: Eukaryota; Viridiplantae; Streptophyta; Magnoliopsida; Asparagales; Asparagaceae
Product: glutenin, high molecular weight subunit DX5-like
Exons: 1
Coding region: 1-510 (169 amino acids)
Source: RefSeq, a predicted model, not a curated record